CCUCAACAGGGGUGAAGGUGACUCUCCUGCUCGCGGAGGACAUGCAGAGGAAGCGUCGCGGACGCUCGCUUGCUCGCACGCUUCGCGUCUCAUCACUCAUCUACGACAGCUAAGAAACGACCCGCAUUCGAGCAUCUUCACGCGCAAACGGACUGAGAAGAGCUUUUCUCUGCGGGUUUGUUGUAUCCGUGGAUGCGUAUGCAUGUGUUCUGCACCGAACGGGCGAAAGCACCGCCCCAGAUCCGCAGCCAACAUCUUUCACAUCGGCAAGCCUUCACUGCGGGACCCGGAGCGUCGAGAGAGCACCGAGAGCGCGCGGAGAGCCCAGCGAGCGAUGGAUGACUGUAGAUUGACGGUCCAGGAGUUCAACACUCUCGUGGCCCUCCAUCGCGAGCAGGUCAUCUCUAUUGGUGAAAAUACAGUUGACUGUCCUGCUUUAAGGGCACAGAUGAACAAGACUCGCAUCAAAGGAUGCGCAGUAGCCCAGUGCGCCUAUCACAACCUCAUCGCAAUAUCUGGGCCAGAGGAUGGUGAAAUCCACCCAGAAAUAUGCAGGUUAUUCAUCCAGCUUCAGUGCUGCCUGGAGAUGUACGUUACAGAGAUGCUCAAGUCGAUGUGUCUGCUGGGUGUGCUGCAGCUUCAUAGGAAAGGAAAUGACACGUGUCCUGAGCCAAAUACGGACUUCAGGGUGGAUGAAAGCUCUGAUGUACCGAUGCUUGAAGACAGGUCGUCAUCACCUGUAGAUUUCCCACAGGAAUCUUGGCUUGUGUGUACAGACAUUGAAAACAUAGAGAGUGAUAUGCGUGAAAUGAGGAACCUAUUAAGCAAACUCAGGGAGACGAUGCCUUUACCAUUGAAAAACCAAGAUGACAGCAGCCUGCUAAAUUUAACUCCUUAUCCCCUGGUGAGGCAGAGGAAGAGGCGAUUCUCUGGGCUUUGUUGCCUUGUUUGGGGGUUGUCUUGUUGUCAAAGUGAAGACUUCCAGCUGCAGCGAUUUACUGGAAACAAAGGGGAUGGACGAAUUGUGAAAGAGAAGGAGAAUUUAAAAGGAAUUCACCCAGCUGGUAAGUUCAGACAGUCCAUCUUCUCCAUGGAUCGUACUACAGGACCUUUAGUCCUACUCUGCAUCCUUGCUUCAGUCACCCCCAUCAUGGGGUGUUUCUGCGACCACUAUCCAUGGAGCUCAUGGUCAUAUUGCACCAAAACAUGUAACUCUGGAACCCAACAACGUAGCAGGGCUGUUCGCCAUGAUGAGCACUGGUUCAAAGCUAAUUGUGCACAGUACUGUCAGACAUAUGAGAGCAGAGUAUGCAAUGUUGAGACUUGUCCAAUAAACUGCCAACUGACUGAGUUUGGAGAUUGGUCAGAGUGCUCACCGUGUGCCAAAAAAUCGCUCAGGACCAGGUCUGUUUUGACGCCAGCUCAGUUUGGUGGGGAAGACUGUAGUGAAUCUCUUACAGAGGAAAGACCUUGUCACCCCUCCACGGAAUGCAGGAUUGAGCCUGUCAAUUGUAAAGACAAGUUCAAGUGUGACACUGGAAGAUGUAUAAACUCUACUUUGGAGUGUAACAAGCAGAACGACUGUGGUGACAACUCUGACGAGAGGGACUGUGGGAAAUUAAAGCCAGUGUGUGCACGUGACAAUUUUCAGCCUGUUCCUGGAGCAGAUCUGAUUGGUUAUGGAUUUGAUGCUGUGGCAGAGAAGAUGAGGGGUGCUGUUCUGGAUAACACAUUCAUGGGUGGGCAAUGCACAAUAGAGAAGCAAGGUCCUAAUAGGAAGUACUACCGGAUCCCUGCCAACAUUGAGAAGUUUAACAUCAAGGUUGAAUAUAUUGAGGACAUUAAGAAGGAGAUUGUAAUCAAACCUGAGAAAAUCACCUUAGCCAAAGAUUCACAGUCAGAUCCAUCUAAAAUUGCAAAAGAUAUAACAGAUAUUCAUAGACUGUUGCUGGCUAUUUUUUCCGGGUCAUUAAAUCGCAAUUUCAAGGAGGCAAUCAAAGCAUCUCAGCAAAAGGACUCUGAGUUUUACAGGGUACAUCAGGUUGUUGCCACAUCGACAUUCAAAACUAAAUCAUCUGACCUUUACUUGUCAGAUCCAUUCCUUGAGUAUCUAAACGGUCUGCCAUUAGAGUACAAUUAUGCCCUUUAUAGACAAAUCUUUCAGAAGUUUGGGACACAUUAUUUCAGCUCUGGGACAUUAGGGGGGAGGUAUGACCUCCUGUUUCAAUUCAAUCGAGAAGAACUAAAAACAUCUGGACUGACAGAAGAGGAAACAAAAAACUGCCUAAGUCAAGAUAACACCCUCUUUACUAUAUUUUAUAAUAGAGAAUCACACAGUUCCACCUGUGGAUCAACUAAAAUAAACACUGAAUAUCAAGGGUCGAUUGUUAAAACAUCAGAGAAGGUUUUAACAUCAGUGCAAGGAGGUAAAUCUCAAUUUACAGCAGCGCUGGCCUGGGAAAAAAAAGGCGUAUCACCAACCAGCACUACUUACGACAACUGGGUCCAGUCUGCAAUAGAAAAUCCAGUUGUUAUAGAUUUUGAGCUGUUGCCUAUAGUGGAUUUGGUGCGAGGUCUUCCUUGUGCAACGACAAAGAGACGGCAUCUUCAUAAGGCACUGAUAGACUAUCUGACUGAAUUUGACUCUUGCAAGUGUGCUCCCUGCGCUAACAACGCACGACCAGCUCUCUCUGGAACCGAGUGCAUUUGCAUUUGCCAGACUGGGACCUAUGGAUCAAACUGUGAAAAACGAGCCCAGGACUACACUUCAGAGGCAGUUGAUGGCCGUUGGACAUGUUGGAGUCCCUGGAGUACCUGUGACGCUACCUUAAAGAAACAUCGUUCGCGCACCUGUACCAACCCUGCACCUCAGCGAGGGGGCAAACCGUGCCAAGGUCCAGAGAAAGAGGUGGAGGAGUGUACCAUCUCUAUUUUCCAGGAGCAAAAUGUGUGUAUUAAUGACGAUGACUUUGUGACUGAAGGGGACAGUGAGAGUAAGUUGCCUCCAGGAGUAACUGGGUGUCCAAAACCCAAACCACCUGCCAACAGCCACCUUAGGAUUAACAAACGUGUAUACGAUUAUGGGGAUCAUGAGGAGUUUGUUUGCUUUACUGGUUUCGAGCUGGAUGGAUACCAGCUAAUUCAUUGUCUUCAGAGUGGUUCCUGGGAGACUCCGAAGGGAAAGUGCAUUAAAAAAGUUUGCCCCAAACCAACAGUGGCUCACGAUAUGAUGCUAUACCCAGACAAAAGCGAGUAUACAGUGGGAAGUGCUUUCAUGUUGACCUGCUCAGAUAGCGGUAUGAGCCCAUCAGGUCCUCAGUAUUACACUUGUGGAAACAGUCUCACCUGGCAACCAAGCAUUCCAGAGGACAUACACUGCAAAAUUGAUAAGCCUUUCGUGCCAGACACCAACUGUAAACCUGGAGAAAUACAUGAUGGGAUUAAAUGUAGCUGUAUGUCCAAAGACAACUGCAAAGGUUAUAGGGCAGAUUUGUGCAUUUUUGAUGCUUCGAAAGAAGCUGCCUUUAUGAUGUCCUCCUGUGCCUUUCAUGCUAGCCGAUGUCACGGAGACAAAUUAUACUUUAUGAAUAAUGGACCAUGCAAAACUGACGCACACAGCCUGGACUGGGCCAAAUUCAGGGCCCGUGUAUCCGAGCAGAGCUCAGUACAGGAGUCCUGUGGAUCAGACACCUGUUACGAGUGGGAGACAUGCUCAGUGUCAAAUAAAUGUGAGUGCAAACUCCCAAAAGAUUGCUCAAAAGAUGGAAAACAUUUCUACUGCCUGAAUAUCAUAAGGGUGAAGAGCACACGGACCAUGAACCUAUGCUUUACGGCUGCAAUGAAGUGCAACAAGAUGGAAUUUGACAUACUGAAUGAAGGUCCUUGCUUGAGUGCUUAA
Molecule: messenger RNA, 3898 nt
Organism: Paramisgurnus dabryanus
Lineage: Eukaryota; Metazoa; Chordata; Actinopteri; Cypriniformes; Cobitidae
Source: RefSeq, a predicted model, not a curated record